AAAUCCUGCGCAAAGUUUUGACAUCACCAUGGAAACGACCUAACCAAAAAUAUUGUUUGGUCAAUGAUGGACUGGUUAAGUCAACUUAAAAGUGCGAAAAAGUCGUGCAUGGUGCAAAAUAACCUGAAGAAAGUCCACUAUGACUUUGGUAAUGGUAAGGAAAUGGUCGAGGAGUACAACAUGGACACCAAUGUGGUGACCCGAAGGGCCUGGAAGGUCAAGGGCGAAAUGGGCGGCGAAGGCGAAUGGGACAUUGAAUUGGGGGACCCUGAGGUGAAUCCCACCAAGGAACAAAAUUUAAUCAUUCGGGAAAAUUCUGGUCAGCCUGUGGUGUCCAGACGAAAUACACGAAUCAACCUUGAGUGGCGUAUUAGGAAUUUGCCAUAUCCCAUCGAAACAUAUUCCGUGACUGUUGAUAAUGAAAAAAAUUGUCUGGUUGUUAAAACCACAAAUAAGAAAUAUUACAAAAUUUUAAGAGUUCCUGAACUUGAUAGACUGCGUAUUGCACCACAGCAUGAGGCAAUUCAAAUUGCUCACAAAUAUAAUACGUUAAUUAUUACGUUCAAAAAACCCAAAGAAUUAUUAGAAUUUGAGAAAAAGGUUCUUGAGGAGGUAAGCAAAAUCCAACCAAAGAAUUUUGGCGAUAUGGACUGCAAACCAAGCUAAUUUAUUCACAAUUAUGUAUUUUCUUUUUAACGUUAAUAAUAUACUUAUAAGAAUA
Molecule: messenger RNA, 721 nt
Organism: Tribolium castaneum (red flour beetle)
Lineage: Eukaryota; Metazoa; Arthropoda; Insecta; Coleoptera; Tenebrionidae
Exons: 3
Coding region: 64-666 (200 amino acids)
Source: RefSeq, a predicted model, not a curated record